AGUUCAUGGUAAGGCAAAAAACAGCAUUAGAUCCGAAGAAAGCGUAGCCUACAGUCCUGAGCUAAAGAUGGCUGGUUCUUCCUUUUGGAUCUUCAUUGUUUUCUUGAGCAUCUUCUCUGUAUCUGCGAAUCGUCCCAGGGGCCGUAUUCUGGGAGGAUCGGAGAGCGCCCCCCAUCUCAGGCCUUACAUGGCGUCUCUGCAGGAAGGUGGGAAGCAUCUCUGUGGAGGGUUCCUCAUUGCUGCGCGGUGGGUGCUGAGCGCAGCCCAUUGCUUGGAGGAAACGAAAAAUGGGACGCUUCAAGUCCUCUUGGGAGCCCAUUCACUCUCAGAAGCCGCACCAAACAAGCGACUGUAUGGAAUCCAUCAACUCUUUCCUCACCCAGGGAGCAGUGAAAACACCAAUCAUGAUGAUCUCUUGCUUAUCCAGCUUGCAGAGCCCGCAGUCCUUGGACCACACGUGCAGAUCCUGGCAUACCAGACUGUAAACAAUGAUGUCCCUGCAAACACUCGGUGCGAAGUGGCCGGCUGGGGCAUUAUCAGCAAUACGGGAAAGAAACCGGACAGGCUGCAGUUUGUGCAACUCGGCAUCAUCGCUCGAAAUCAAUGCAAUAUGAGGAGAUACCAUGAUGGGACCGUGACGGAGAACAUGAUGUGCGCUGAAUCCAAAAAGAAAGACUCCUGCAAGGGAGAUUCUGGUGGACCUAUCGUUUGCAAUGGCAUUGCUGAAGGCAUCGUGACCACUGGCUCCACUGUUUGCGGCAACGUGAAGAAACCUGGGAUUUACACCCGGACCGCGCCUUACGUCUCAUGGAUCACCAGCACCAUAGCAGCCAACAAUUAAGUCAUAGGAGGGACUGCUUGAUAGCUCUCCCUGCUGAGGCUUCUAGAUGCAAAGGGGGAUGACCUUUGGAUGACAAAUAGACAACCAUUUGUUUGAAAUGAUCUGUUUCCUGCCUGUCUUCUAGUGGUUGGACUAGAUGACCUCCAAACCUCUCUUCCAGCGCUGUUAUUCUGUUCUCCCAAGAGGUUCAGAAAGGAACCUCCUUCUCUUAUGGAGAUGGGCUCAGCUUCUUUCUUUUCUUUUUAUAAAGGGGCACCUAUAAAUCAACCAGCUAUACUUACCAAGGACUGUUGCCAGUUUGCAAAAUA
This is a messenger RNA of Protobothrops mucrosquamatus (brown spotted pit viper), 1149 nucleotides long. It is a transcript of the gene CFD, whose product is annotated as complement factor D. The coding region runs from base 68 to 841 and encodes 257 amino acids. Gene Ontology annotation, biological process: proteolysis. The record is from RefSeq and is a predicted model, not a curated record. Lineage: Eukaryota; Metazoa; Chordata; Lepidosauria; Squamata; Viperidae. Gene Ontology annotation, molecular function: serine-type endopeptidase activity. The transcript has 5 exons.